CAAAAUUGUUGUUCUCGUAACCUUGAAACGUCCGUAAAACAAGGAGGCAGCUCCGGAGUCUGUUGCCGAUCUGCUUUUCUGCAUUCCCCUAUCCCUUCGGCAGAACUUUCUUCAUCUUCUAGUGCUGUAACUGACCUUGGCCGUUUGGCUUCGUCCUCUCCUUCGCCACCAUUCCGCCAACUACGAAGCAAACUAGUUUCACGUCGUGCCCGCUGUAAGUUGGGCAAUUUUCGGGUGACUAGUUUAUCUGUGGAUGCUGAAGUAGAUUCAAAUUCUCAAAUUAAUAACUUGUCAGAUGCAGAAUACCAUGGCUACACAUCUGUAUCUUUGUCUCCAAAACGAGCCCAUCCCCAUAUUCUUAGCAAUCAACAGCUACAUCAUCAACAGCCAAUUCAUCAAUUAGAGCAGACAGAACCAAAGUUCUUAGACAAGAGUUCUCAAUCUUCAAGUUGUCCAAGGGUACAACGUCGCUCUGUAUGCUCAAUCCCAACCAGCAGCUCUGGAAUUGUGCCUCCACAUAUACAUCAAAAACAUUAUAGCCCAAGCUAUCCACUUCAAACUCCUGAAAACUAUAAAUACCCUUUAUGGCCACAUUAUCAGCAGCAUAAUCAACAACCUGUUUAUUCGCAAACGACUUCAGAUGGAUCAACUAGCCCACAUGGCCUACCCGGUACUUUUCAUGGAUUAAGUUCUGGAAUGGAGAGAUCUGCUCAAUUAUCAUACUUUUUAGAACGAGGAGAAUACCACGACAUUGGCGUUUCAGAUGAACAUAAAGCAAAUCAUGGAUCUAAUUCUUCACUUUCGGUGAGAUCAUCGCAGAAUUCCAUGAGGCCUUCACCCUCUUCCAAUUCUAAAGCUAAGUUCCCUCUAUCUGGUAUAGGAAAUCUGGGUCGUUCUGGACUUGGUUUGGAUAUAGCUUAUUUGAAUCAGAAACAGCCUGAAAUAUUGGCUCUAUCAAAAACAAUUUUAGAAUGUAAAAAACCAUGUCCAGCGGGUUCUUUUGGGACAAGCUUUAUCUCACCCCUUCGAUCUCCAGUCUCACCUGGACUUAAUCAUGGCUUCUGCAGCACCAACCAGUCAGUGUCUAAUAUUCCAGAACCAAUGGUUUCCGACGCACUUACUUCUGAAUAUAGCCAGAAUAGCUCUGGGCAACAGCUAACCUCAUCCAUUCCAUUCAAUGCGUCGUUCGGAUUAACAGAAAUAGAGGGGAAAAGUGAACUAUUGUCUGCUCGCGGACACAAAACAAGCAGUUCUGGUACGACGGUUGAACCAAUCUUUGAAACAAAUGAAUCAAGUAGCAGUAGCUCAGAAGCGAAGGAGUCAAAGAAAAUCAACACAGAGAUGCAAACCAAUCAGCGGAGACAAGAUAAUAUAUCCACCGGUACCUAA
Molecule: messenger RNA, 1389 nt
Organism: Protopolystoma xenopodis
Lineage: Eukaryota; Metazoa; Platyhelminthes; Monogenea; Polystomatidea; Polystomatidae
Source: the annotation of a GenBank genome assembly